UGCAAAACACUGAAAUUGUGGAAAGAGGACAGUCAGCUUAGUAACUAUGGAUUCCAAGGGUGUCUGAAUUGCCUUUCAAUUUCUUAAAAAUGGGGGAAGGAACAGCAUUGUGUGUGCCGAUUUCAUGAUCUGAGUCCUACUUCCUGCUUGGAAACAGGUUGCAUGGAACUUAUAUAGCACUGACUCACAGUUUCUCAAGUCUGCGCCCUCCUCAGCAUAUGGCAUGCUUAGCAAAAGGGCUUGAAUGAAUUCUUUUGGCUCGAGAAUUGGCCUUUUUCAGUCUGAUUGCAGGUGCAAAGAGCGCUUUUCUCUUGGGAGUUGACACUUGAGUCCCCUCCAUUUUUACUAGAUUUAUAUUCUCAAUGUAUUUACGUGUUAAGCCGACUUUCCCUUUAUAAAAGUUCAGAAUCUUGUUGCUGUUUAACUGCUUGUUACCAAAAGAAAGAGAAUGUUGGUUUUUUUCUGUCCACUGGGAAAACAUACAUUUUUUCUCCCUAAAAUCUUUAUAUCAGAUUUCUUGUUUCUUUCCUUACAUUACUAAAGUAUGAUUUUCCUGAUCUGCAUUUUGCUAUUGUUCAUCCUUUAUCCAGUUUGGGACUGAGAACGCCAUAAGAAGUUUCAUCUGUAGGAUGAUAUUCUUGUACAUAUUUCAUUUGUGUUUCACUUUGUAUAAUCAAUGGGAUAAUAAAAUAAUUGUCCGUGUGCACGAAGAUCACCACGUCACCAAUGACUGGGAAGAAGCAUCUUCUUUCUUUGAAAUACCGUUUGUGAUUCUAGACCAGAAAACACUGCCUAACCAUUUAGUUAGAGCAGGGAAAGGAAGGGCAGGAGAAUAUCCUGCUCAUUUGGAAGGAAGUGAGAUAGCAAAUUUCCCUCCUCCUUCUCAUUGUUUUGAAUUCUUUCUCUCUUAAUUAUUGCCAGCAAAGGUAGUUACUAUGACUGACCGGUUAUUUUGAAUCACAGCUCUCAUCGGUCCUCACUAUUGGGCAUGUUUACUAAGGCUGGUGGGUAUCUGGAGGACCACAACUGAGCAUAUAGUAUUUUAAGAACAGCAGAAGAAAGAAGUAAAGCAGAGGUAUGAUUGGUGCAGUUCCUCUGACUUCAAGAUUUUCUGCCAGAAUGAGACCAGCCCAGAUCCUCCCUUCUCUGAUGCCCCACGGAAGCAGAGAGUAGAGAGAUGAAGAAAAAACAUCAGAGAAAGGAAAGAAGAGACAGGAAGACAAGCUGCUGAAAGGACUCAGUACCAAUUAAGUUGUCAACUAAGGUAUCUCCUGGACAGAUUCAGUCAGUCACACAGCAUGAAUCCUCAAAUACUUUGCAGAUGACAUAAAGGUCUCACUGAACAAAGUCAGAUUACAAGUCAUGGCUCUGUAGCACUACUUCUUUCUGAAGAUGAAAUGUGCCCUUUAGGUGAGGUGUAACUCAUUUUGAAUUCCUUCUACGGUUACAGUGUGGAAGGCAUAUAUUUCCUAAAUUUCUCCCCUACUAACCCCUUUCCUCAUUUUUUAAACGUUUCAUUAAAAAACAAGUUUUUAUGCCUCAGUUAACAAAGCAGAUAUAUCCUUGGGCAUUUUUAAAUAGUUAGAUUGGUCUGUUCCUGUACACCAAAACCAAAGAGGAAAAAAGGAAGAAUAACAAUAAUAUCCAGCAAACUUUUUUUACUCAGAGCUAACAAUAUGGGUAUAUAGAAACCAAAUCAGGCUAGCCUUGCAUGAGAGAUUGAAACAUUUUGAACUUUCUAGAGCCCAUUUGAAGGCUUCUUCCAAAUAUGAUUUUCACUCACUUUCUUCCACUUUUCUCAUUAUUUCCAUUUUGGUGGUUAAACCUAUAGAUCUUUUUAAUGUAUCAGGGCUAGCUGGUGAGGCAGGCCCUUUUUGCUUUGCUGAUUUCACAUAAACAGUAAGGGAUUCUGGAAACAGCUGCCAUUUAUCUGGCUGUUGGAGGCAGGAAAAUGUAACUCCAAUAGGAUUGGCUGCAGUAGAAUCCCACACUUCCCCACAUCAAAUUUUAUUGCAAUGCUUACUCUUCGGACAUUGCAAUCAGAUUCUCUGGUCCUCCUUCAUCAUCCUCCCAGUGCUGAUGUUGCUAAAAACCUAAAGCGGGAAAUGUACUCAGGCAAAAGGAGCUGGUGGGCUGCAAAAAGAACGUUCUGGUUGAGAGGCUGUGUUAACUGAGGUAUAUGCUUGUACAACAGAACCACAUGCUAGGUGGGUAGAGAACUAACAGUUCAUUCCGUGUCUUUAUUCCAAGGCCAAGGGGACCAUGUGUAGAAGGGGAAUGGAGGGAGGGCCUUCCUAGCAACGUAAUUGGGAAUGGCAGAAGGAGAGGAAGACGGUGAUGCCCUGUCCCCACCUGUCCGCCUUUGGGUGCGACGGACGGGUGUCUAUUGUGAUGAGAACCAGAAGACAUGGCUAGUGACACCCGAAGAGGCAACAGGCACCCUCCAAGCUCGGAUAAGAAGGGUCCAGGUCCCUCUGGGCGAGGCGAUGCGCCCCAGCCGCCUCCCUGCAUCCCAGCUGCCCCACAUGUGGCAGCUCUCAGAGGGACAGCAGUAUCGGGAUAGUAACUCCCGCAACUGGGGCAUCGAACACCAUUUAAUGAUCACUGGAGUGGAGGAGCUACUCCUGAAACUCCUGUCAAGUGAUUAAAUUUAGAGCUGUGCCUCUAGGAUGCUGUCCCUGUUUGUUUUUUAUGUGGUCACUCCCAACACUGCAAUGCCGCUGCCUCUGUGGCAGAGUGUGCCCAGCAGCUCUCUUAACAGCCCACAACAGUGCCACCUGAGACCUUAGGAC
Messenger RNA from Anolis carolinensis (green anole), 2792 nucleotides. RefSeq names its product mature T cell proliferation 1 (gene mtcp1). NCBI's taxonomy places the organism in Eukaryota, Metazoa, Chordata, Lepidosauria, Squamata, Anolidae. The record is from RefSeq and is a predicted model, not a curated record. Bases 2313 to 2648 code for a protein of 111 amino acids. The transcript has 4 exons. Gene Ontology annotation, molecular function: protein serine/threonine kinase activator activity.